AUGCAGCCCGGAGCGCCUGUUCUAUGCCCGAACAUCCAAGUCAGCAAUGACGAUGAUGAGGACGAGCAGGGCUGGAAGUGUGCCGUAUCUAAGAGCAUGCGGCGACGUCUCCGCAGAGCCGGUCUCACCUCUCCACCGCGCAUACGCCUGCGAGAACAACGGACUUCGUUCCAACGCCCUCUCCCGCGCAUGCUAAUUGUCCUGCCGGAUGACACCCCGGGAUCCCUGCAAAAGAAGUUCUCAAUUGCAUUGGACUACCUUGAAAGCUCCUCCUCCGGUAGGCAGUUUGUGGCUGCCGUGCGUACCCAGUUGGACAGUGUUUUUACGUCUUUGCACCGGAGCCUCCCACAGCCUCCUGACCAUGAUUCUUCCGUCUUCUGUUUGUGUCUGGGUCUCGGCAAUCCUGCGGUGGAUCGAUCUAGCCUACGUCAGCUGGCCUUUUUGACCGCCUUAAUGAAGGAUUCCACUCUUUUCCAGCCCUCUAAGACCUACUUCUAUGAUCCUCUGCUGCGAUGGACCUCGCGGGAUUUUAUUCGUCGACUUGGGUUUCGCGUAAGUGGUAGUAACAAUUUUUUGUCAUUGACACACGCUAAUGUGUGUUUAGAUUAA
Messenger RNA from Dibothriocephalus latus, 609 nucleotides. NCBI's taxonomy places the organism in Eukaryota, Metazoa, Platyhelminthes, Cestoda, Diphyllobothriidea, Diphyllobothriidae. The record is from the annotation of a GenBank genome assembly.